Messenger RNA from Chanos chanos (milkfish), 3830 nucleotides. It is a transcript of the gene wdr6, whose product is annotated as WD repeat domain 6. NCBI's taxonomy places the organism in Eukaryota, Metazoa, Chordata, Actinopteri, Gonorynchiformes, Chanidae. Bases 43 to 3777 code for a protein of 1244 amino acids. The transcript has 8 exons. The record is from RefSeq and is a predicted model, not a curated record. Gene Ontology annotation, biological process: tRNA methylation. Gene Ontology annotation, cellular component: cytoplasm. Gene Ontology annotation, molecular function: protein binding.
AUAAGUGAGGUAUUUUUCCGGUGUCCAUAUGGUCUUGCUGAGAUGACAGCUUCAACUAACUUCACCGCAAUGGAGAGUGUGGUUCUCGUGGCCCCAGUUACUGCUCUAGAGUUCCUCGGUGAAGAAUACCUUCUUGCAGGGGAGGGGCCAGUACUCUCAGUGUACAGUGUCCAGUCUCCAGAGAAACCUAGUGUGUCACUACAUGUACUCCAUCACUACCGUAUCCAUGGGAUACGACCCAGACUGCAGCAGGAGAAUGUGAACACAGUGGAGGGAGAUGCAGCGGCGGCAGAAACAUCGUCACAGGACAAAGAGACCGAGCUAGCCGUUUUUGGAGGAAAAGGGAUACGGCUUAUUAGACUGAGCCCUGGGGGGCGGAGCUUGCACCCAGUCGGUCCCCUUGUGGAGCUCCAGGAUUGGGCACUGGAUGUGCGUUGGCUCGGGGGGAAGCCUUGCUCUCUUUUGGGCGUUUCGUUGGCCCACAAUGCUGUUUUACUCCUGGAGCUAGAAUCAGGGAAUGCUGUGUCCCUCUGCUCCUGUGAAGAGGUGUGCCUCCUUUACUCUGCUCUUCUGAUUGGUCCUUGUUGGGAUACCGCUGUACUUGUGGGCGGGACUGUUUUCAAUCAGUUGGUGUUGUGGAGGCCAGGAAGAACCGAACAGAACGGCCAGUCCCAAGUGGAAAGGCGACUGUUGGGACACAGCGGUGUGAUCUUCAGCCUCGCUUACCACAGACAUUGUGGAUGGCUAGCCUCCGCCUCUGAUGAUCGCAGUGUCCGUGUGUGGAGUGUGGGCAAACUUGGAGGAGAGUGGGGUUGUGGAGAACAGUCGCCCACAUGCCUGCGGGUACUCUACGGGCACCAGGCACGGGUGUUCUGUGUCAGGUUGGCGCAGGGCCGAGUCUACAGUGCCGGGGAGGACGGGGUAUGUCUGCUAUGGGCAUGGGAGGGGGAGGGGAGAGUGGGGCGCAGGUUCAGGGGUCAUCGAGCAGGUGGUGUGAGGGCCUUGGCCAUCAGCGAGGUGGGAGCUGGGAGGGGUUCCUGGGUGGCCACGGGAGGAGCAGACGGAGGAGUGAGGCUCUGGAGGGAAAGGGAGGAGGAGGAGAGUGAAAAAAGUGAGGGGAACGCUCUGGUGGAUCUGAAGUUUAAUGGCACCGGCUGUCCUAAGGUAGUGCGGGUGGUGGGUGUCGGGGAGGGUGUUUUAGGGGGUGUUGUGAUAUGUACUGACCAGGGGGAGGUAUAUUUGCAUCAGGACGGGUGCUGGCAGGUCGUUUGGCAAGGAGGUCCGGAGUUUCACUCGUACUGUGUAAUGGAGGUGCAUUUUGUCAGAGAGCGUGGGAUGGGUUUUGGGGAGUGGAUGUGUGCGGUGGGUAACCUUACUGGAGGAGUGCAGGUUUUCCCCCUGCGUCAGCCCUCUGCUGGCAUCUUACUGAAGGCAAAACAGGGCAAAGUCCACUCCCUUCAGUGGGUAGUUGUGCAACAUGCCUCAUAUCUGCUGGCAUCAGGAGCUGAGGGCUGUGUUUGCAGGUGGAGAAUAGGGCUGGAGCUAAGCGAGUCACGUACGGUUUUGCAGGCUCAGCCGCAACGACCGUUUCUCUUGCCGCCGUGUGCCAAACGAUGGCUGACUGCUGCAGUAUGUCUACCACACAGAGGGGGGCUGUUUUGGGUAUGCGGAGACCGCAGGGGCUCUUUGUUGCUCUACAGAGAGGAGGCUGGGGGCAAGGGCACAGAGGAGAGCUGUGGAGAAGGAGAAAUUAAGAGUGACAAUAAAGUGGCGGUAAACAUGCUAAGUAGGAAUGCUCCGCUGCAGCCCAUCAGCUCUCUGUUUGGCAUUCACGGCAAGCAGGGCGUGACGUGCGUGCGCGAGCGUCAAGGCGCGUUUUACAGCGCGGGGCGGGAUGGAUGCGUGAGGGUCGUGACCAUCAGCAAAGGCACCCUGAAGAUCCGCAGGGUCCAACGGCCUUGCAGGGGCAUGGAGUGGCUGGAGAACGUUCUCUUCUCGGACUCGAAUGGACCAGACCUUCCCAGAGGCAACCUGGAAGCCAGCGAGCGGGAGAAAAAGAACGAAGGAGGGGCGAAAACGGGCGUACUGACGGGGCAGGAUGGGGAGGGAUGUGACAAGGAAUGGACAAAUGAGGAGAACCGAGGGGAGGAAAAGAAAGGGAGACGAGGAGGAGACGAAGGAGAGGGAAACCAGGAACGUGUCGACGAAGCCCGAUUUGUAAUGGUUGGUUUCCACUCCGUUAACUUCAUGGUGUGGGAUCCGCAGAACCAGGAGAAACUGCUUUCUGUCCCCUGCGGUGGAGGGCACCGCUCCUGGGCGUACAGCCCUCUUCCAGACACCUCGACCGACUUUCACACGGAUCCCAAGGCAAACAGCAGUGCGAUUGGACAAGGGGCACUUGUCUUCAUUAAGCAAGGCUCGGUCAUGGCUUCUCAUUCCCCUACCGGUAAGACCGCCGGUCAGAGCGGACUCACCCUGAGAGAGGGGCUACACGGACGAGGGGUGGGUUGUGUGUGUCUUGUUGGCAGCGUUGCGGGGGACAGAGGUGUGUCAGAACAGUGGGACAUACUAGUCACAGGUGGAGAGGAUACUGUUCUUACAGUACUUGCAAUCGAACCACAAAGCGGAAGGGUCAAAGUGCUUGCUCUCAUCACUGACCAUAUUUCGAGUGUCCGGACACUAACGGCUAUUAGAAGAGGAGGGCCUGGAAGUGAUGAACAGACAACCUCCUUUUCAUGUCUCCUGUUCUCAGCAGGGGGGCGAGCACAACUGCAGUGCUACCGGCUGCUGAUUGGAUUUGAUGAGAAAUUUGGUCGCCCUAUGUGUCAGGUGACCCAAAUAGCAGGGCAUCGAUUGGAUGAACAGUGGGAGAGAAAGCGUAACAGACACAAGACUGUGAAAAUGGACCCUGAGACCAGGUACAUGUCCAUGGCAGUGGUGCGUGAUGGGAAAAAUGAAGUCGUCUUAGCCCUGGCCUGCAGUGACGGAGCAGUGAGGCUGUUCGCUGUGAAUGAGUCGACGGGCAGGAUAGAGUUAGUCUGGGAGAAUUUUUACCAUCAGAGAUGCGUGCUCAGUAUCGCCCACUGCUGGGUGGGGGACCAUCACGGCAAGCGAUAUGCACUGUUGUUCAGUUCAGCUACAGAUGGCUCAAUAGCCCUGUGGGAUUUGACAUCAGUGUUAAACAGUGAGAAUAAGGACAGCUGGCAGGGCCCAUCAGCCCCUUAUUUCCUAGUUUCUGUCCACCAAAGCGGGGUAAACACCCUGGCUGUAUCAGAAAUCGAGGGGGCGGGACAGAGGGACGAGGCCGUCGUCUGUGUGGCCAGCGGCGGGGAUGAUGGACAGCUCUCAGCGCUGACCGUAAAGCUGCAGUUCUCAAAGCAAGAGAUUGAAGACAACAGUGUUCAUUUAUCUGCACAGCUGCUGUCUCAGUGGUCUGUGCCUUUAGCCCAUUCUGCUCCAGUGACUGCUGUACACAUGAUUAGCCCCACACUGUUGGUUUCCACCUCACCAGACCAGCGAGUGUGUUUGUGGGGCGUGAGCGACCGUGGUAUCCAUCACCGCGGGGCGGUGUUCUCUCAUACGGCGGAUGCCGCCGGACUUCAGGCGUGGUUAGGGCGGGGGCCGGAAGGCGGAGCCUGGACUGUUGUUUGUGGGCAGGGCUUGCAGCUUUUGAGGUUAAGCGACGGAAAGACAGAAGAACGGAGUGAGACGGACAAAAGAAGUAAAGGAACGGAGAGAAUGAAAGUUAACCUCACUGGCCUUUAUGUCAGAACAUGAUUUGUUGAUAUGUAUUCUGUAAACAAAGACUGUUAUGGUUGUAUGCACAAAAA